Messenger RNA from Gracilinanus agilis (Agile Gracile Mouse Opossum), 1043 nucleotides. RefSeq names its product C-X9-C motif containing 2 (gene CMC2). Bases 240 to 479 code for a protein of 79 amino acids. The transcript has 4 exons. NCBI's taxonomy places the organism in Eukaryota, Metazoa, Chordata, Mammalia, Didelphimorphia, Didelphidae. The record is from RefSeq and is a predicted model, not a curated record. Gene Ontology annotation, cellular component: mitochondrion.
GUUACGGACGAGUUGUUUCCCCGCCCCUCCAUCUACUUGUUUGCCACAGGUCUGACCUCCAAGAGAGGUCGCCGCCUGGGGUGGGUGUGGGGAACUUCAGGCUCGGUUCCGCGGCCUCCUACCGCAGAGAGAACAGACUUUCGGACUUUAGAGGUUGAGGCUUCCUCCUCUGACGACCUUUAGGGCAUCUCUUGAGAAGGUGGAAAAUUUCUGUGUUGGCCCGCUACUCUUAAGCAAAGAUGCAUCCAGAUUUAUCUCCACACCUUCACACUGAGGAAUGUAAUAUCUUAAUUAACCUAUUAAAAGAGUGCCACAAAAAGCACAAUGUCCUGAAAUUUUUUGGUCACUGUAAUGAAAUUGAUCGUGAGAUGCGGAAAUGCCUAAAGAAAGAGUAUGGAGAAAGGAGGGCCAAGAGCAGGGCAAUGGGAGAAGCUAAGCGACAGAAACUUUCUGGUAUUUCAGAAGAGUCGGAGAACUGAGUUCUGCUCUCACUGGACAUCUUGACUAAGAUAAAUAAACAUCUGGACAGUUAGCUAAUGACUUAAAGAAUGUCACCAUUCUUAAACAGUGAACCUUUUUAUGAGCUGCAGAGAAAUUUGGAAAUUGGUAGUAUAAAACUUGUAAUUGCAAGACUACAAGUUUGACCAUUCCUUGCCAUCAACAAAACAUCAACAUUUCAAUGAUGACUAUUUGUUUAUUGCCUUCUCUAAGAAAAUCAUUAUUUUCCUUUUGUCUACUAACCUAGAGGAAUAAAGAAAGGACAUUGCUAACAGCCUCAUCUUCAUAGCAACAUAAAAGUAUUGAUACUUCACUUCAGUAUCUGAAAACAUCUGUGUUCCUUCUAUAAGAUCUAAGCCAUCUUCCACACCUUAGGAGACAGCCUUCAUGAAUUGUUCAUUGAAAAAAAGACUUUUUUAAAAAGUAAUGAAAAUAAGUUGAAGAUGGAGGGUUCUGGGAAUCUUUUGCCCAAGAUAAAAAUGUUCUAGUUUUCAUUUAUACACGGAAAGCUAUUUUCCUCAGUGAUUAAAAAUUUGUGAUACAAA